CAUGUCCGGGGUGCAGUCGUUCCUGCUUGACUGGGUGAUGUCCGUGGCCAACCACGCCCCGACUGCGCGGUGGCCCGACAACGGAGGGCAAUUCAAGUCAGCGAUCAAUGCGAUGGCGGAGAACGCGUUCGGCACGGCCCCCGCUAUCAUCCCGCCUGGGCACCCUGCUUCCAACGGUCUCACAGAGCAGAUGAACGCGGUGCUGGGCCGCUCGGCGAGCAGCCGGGCGAAGCUGCAGUCAGUGACUACUGCGCUGAACAACGCUUGCAGGGGCAGGCACUCGCGCCCCCCGGAAAUCCUCCACCGCCUGCCCUUUCCCCGCCGCAGCACGCCCGCGCACCAAGCGGUCCGGGAGCAGAUGCAGGCGCAAGGGGCCGCGGGCGCUGAGGUCGAUCGCGACGCCUUCCUGGUUGCGCACACCGAGAUGGUCGAGAAGGUAGGGGUGGGCGGGAUGCCGCAGGAGCUGAUUGACGACCACGCUUCUGCAGUCAGCACAAUCAGGGACGCCAUCUCGUUCAGGCAGCUGCGGAUAGACAUUGGCAACCGGCUGCAAAAGUCGCGCAACUCAUCCAACAAGGGCAUGGUGUUGCACGCGGGCGACUUGGUGUGGAUCCCGAACAGUCAGGUCGGCGCGAAGGACGCCCAUGACAAGUGCGAGGACGACUCGUUCGAGAUCGCGGGCGUCGCGGGGCAGCUGCUCGAGGGCAGGCGCAGGGGCGCCGGUGCUGGCCAGUCCGAGGGCGCGCCGAGGAUCAUCCACAGGGACAGCGCUCGCCUGGCCAUCGCGGAUAUAAACGAUCCCCAGAGUGAUCCCGCAAAGCCGCGAUCGCUGUCAUCCGGGCAGCGCCCCGGGGCGCUGCCAAAGGUGAUCCGCAUUCCGGACGACGGGCACUGCCCGUUCAGCGCAGCGGCUUACCGCGCGAAGGGCAUCAAGGGCAAG
Messenger RNA from Prorocentrum cordatum, 940 nucleotides. The record is from the annotation of a GenBank genome assembly. NCBI's taxonomy places the organism in Eukaryota, Dinophyceae, Prorocentrales, Prorocentraceae.